Molecule: messenger RNA, 702 nt
Organism: Pseudomassariella vexata
Lineage: Eukaryota; Fungi; Ascomycota; Sordariomycetes; Amphisphaeriales; Pseudomassariaceae
Exons: 4
Coding region: 1-702 (233 amino acids)
Biological process (GO): regulation of DNA-templated transcription
Molecular function (GO): DNA-binding transcription factor activity
Source: RefSeq, a predicted model, not a curated record
AUGACCAAAUCUUCUUCCCCAGAGGCCUGCAAGUCGGCCAAGCGCAAGGGUACCAGAAGCGUCUCAACGCUAACCCCUUCGCAAUUGGCCCGAAAGCGGGCGAACGACCGGGAAGCACAGCGGGCGAUUCGAGCACGAACCAAGGAGCACAUUGAGAACCUCGAGCGAGAGCUUGACGAGUUACGAAGCCGGCACAACCGCGAUGAGACGGUGCAGGACUUGAUGAAGAGGAACAAAGCCCUUGAGGAUGAGCUUCACAGACUGCGGGAGAGCGUGGGGAUUCCCAGUCACGGGUCGAGCGGCAUGUACCAUGCUCCUUACCAUAGCCCACCCUCGCGAGGCGCACCCGAAGUUGGAUCCUACGAGGGCAUGUCCCACUCGUCGGGAGACUCGUGGACGCCAGCGGUGCCAUGCUCGGUGCCAUCCACCGUGUCCAGCCCCUCGUCGUCCGGGGCUACGGAUGAGUUCGGAGGCUCAUAUUAUCCAACGAGCGCCCCAGCAACAAUCCUUGACAGGUCCAAUAUGUCAUCCAACAUGAACUCGCCAACCGUCUCUUGCAUAAAUGGCAAAAUGAAUUAUGAUGACAUCGAGCCAGAUAUCGGAUGCCCACAACUCAACAUCGUCCCUAUCCCGUCGCCAUACCAACAGCCACAGCCGUGGAACGUCUAUCCCAUGUAUUACCAAGCAUCACCAACGCUAUAG